UCUUUGACUGCCGUUCGACUGCACACUGAGUUUGCUUGAAGCUUGUACAUGCUCUUCACUCAAAACACUUGCGACGAUUAUCUGAGCGACCUCGUUUUUUCACUGUUAACUCAUUGAGAAAUCUUUUUCCGGGAUGUAUCGAAAACUUAUCUAUUUCCCUCGACUUGCUCGAGGAUUGGCUACUACCUCUGGGUCUUCUAUUUUACCCCCUGCUACCCUGCAUCUGAAGAGUGGACAGUCAUUUCUGGGUCGUUCAUUCGGAGCGCCUAAAAGUAUUUAUGGGGAAACCGUCUUUUCGACUUCAAUCACUUCGUAUACCGAGUCUAUGACGGACCCCUCGUAUCGUGGCCAGAUUCUGGUCUUCACUACACCUCUGAUAGGAAACUACGGUGUCCCCUCAAAUACGGCGCCUUUCGAUGCUCAUGAUGUCGGGGUUGUUCUUGAAUCUCAGGGAAUUCAAUGCGCCGCUGUAGUGGUCAGUGACGUAGCAGAAAGAUUCUCUCAUUAUACCGCGGCCGAGUCCUUGGCUUCUUGGUGCCAACGGCACGAUAUUCCUGGCAUCACUGGAGUCGAUACUCGAGCCAUCACGAGACUACUGCGCGACCAGGGCACAACCCUUGGUCGUAUCACUGUGGGAUCGGAUACAUCUUUGCCAGCGCCCAAGGCGGACGAGUUUUGGGACCCUUCGCUCGAGAACCUAGUCGAUCAGAUCUCUACCAAGGAACCAUACGAAAUCAAUCCUAGUGGUUCUUUAAAAAUUGCCCUUCUCGAUUUUGGUGCCAAGGCUAACAUAUUGCGUUCACUCAUUCGUCGAGGUGCUGCUGUCACGGUCCUGCCUUGGAAUUAUGACUUCAAUGCUGUUCGUGAUCAAUAUGACGGACUAUUCUUGAGCAAUGGUCCCGGUGAUCCGACGCAUUGCAUGGAAGCAGCUCUCAAACUUCGCCCUACAUUGGAAGAGUGGUCUAAACCGGUGUUUGGUAUCUGCAUGGGUCAUCAGAUUAUCGGUAUGGCUGCUGGUCUAGAUGCGUACCGAAUGACGUUCGGGAACAGGGGACACAACCAACCUGUUCUCGCACUCGCUUCAUCAGGAUCCAUCAAAGCAGGUCGUGUCUAUGUUACUAGCCAAAACCACCAAUACGCUCUCAAACUUCAAGAUCCCUUUCCACGCGGCUGGGAACCAUUUUUCAUCAAUUGUAACGACUCGUCUAUUGAAGGGAUAAAGUCAACCGCGGAUUCAGGUAGAAACGUUUGGGGUGUGCAAUUUCAUCCUGAGAGUGCUGGUGGUCCUCUUGAUACGAUAGAGUGAUUUCCUUGCUGAAUGUUCGGCUCACAAGUAUGGUACGGUUCCGCUUAAAACCGACGAGACUCAGGGUGUGUCAAAGAUGCAAACGUUGGAGUCGGCCCCCAAGAUUGAGGUUGCUGCUUAAUUG
This is a messenger RNA of Lentinula edodes (shiitake mushroom), 1430 nucleotides long. Its product is annotated as carbamoyl-phosphate synthase. The coding region runs from base 134 to 1306 and encodes 390 amino acids. The record is from RefSeq and is a predicted model, not a curated record. Gene Ontology annotation, cellular component: cytoplasm; carbamoyl-phosphate synthase complex. Lineage: Eukaryota; Fungi; Basidiomycota; Agaricomycetes; Agaricales; Omphalotaceae. Gene Ontology annotation, biological process: 'de novo' pyrimidine nucleobase biosynthetic process; L-arginine biosynthetic process; L-glutamine metabolic process. The transcript is spliced from 5 exons. Gene Ontology annotation, molecular function: carbamoyl-phosphate synthase (glutamine-hydrolyzing) activity.